This is a messenger RNA of Scaptodrosophila lebanonensis, 3646 nucleotides long. Its product is annotated as ribosome biogenesis protein BMS1 homolog. NCBI's taxonomy places the organism in Eukaryota, Metazoa, Arthropoda, Insecta, Diptera, Drosophilidae. The record is from RefSeq and is a predicted model, not a curated record. The transcript has 2 exons. Gene Ontology annotation, cellular component: 90S preribosome; nucleus. Gene Ontology annotation, biological process: maturation of SSU-rRNA from tricistronic rRNA transcript (SSU-rRNA, 5.8S rRNA, LSU-rRNA); ribosome biogenesis; endonucleolytic cleavage of tricistronic rRNA transcript (SSU-rRNA, 5.8S rRNA, LSU-rRNA). The coding region runs from base 67 to 3564 and encodes 1165 amino acids. Gene Ontology annotation, molecular function: GTPase activity; U3 snoRNA binding; GTP binding.
UACACGUGCAACUCGUAAACACGGCGAAAGUUCUAAUAAAAAUAGUUUCCUAGAGCACUACAUGCAAUGGAGGAAGAUGCGGGCCAGGAUAAGCGAAAGCAACACCGUGCUCGCCAAUCGGGAGUCAAAGCGGAAAAGAAAAAGAUAAAGGCCAAAAAGGAAAGCAAUCAAAAGGAUCCAGAGCUAACAGCGCGCCAACGCAAUCCUAAGGCAUUUGCUAUUAACUCUGCGCAGCGCGCCGAGCGUAAUUUUCGGCGUAAGGAGGACCUGACCGCCAAGAAACAGCACAUACCAGUAGUGGACCAGACACCAGAUGAGCCUCCGCCAGUACUGAUUGCCAUUGUGGGUCCGCCGAAAGUGGGCAAAACAACACUGAUUAAGAAUCUGAUCAAGAGCUUCACGCGCACCAAUGUUACUGAUAUACGUGGUCCCAUCACCAUAGUCACAUCGAAAAAGCGCCGUAUCACCUUGCUGGAGUGCAACAAUGACAUUAACUCCAUGAUCGAUGUGGCCAAGUGCGCAGAUUUGGUUUUGUUGCUCUGUGAUGCAAGCUACGGUUUCGAGAUGGAGAUCUUUGAGUUCUUGAACAUAUGCCAGGUGCACGGCAUGCCAAAAAUUAUGGGCGUGUUAACCCAUCUGGACAUGAUUAAGAAUCCCAAGCAACUACGCAAACGGAAAAAGGAACUGAAGCAUCGUUUCUGGACAGAGGUUUAUGACGGCGCCAAACUAUUUUAUUUAUCCGGAUUGUUGCAUGGCGAGUAUUUGCGCAACGAGAUUAAGAACCUGGGACGAUUUAUAUCGGUCAUGAAGUUUAGACCGUUGCAGUGGCGUGGCGCCCACAGUUACAUUUUGGUCGAUCGUAUGGAGGACGUAACAAACACAGAUACAGUGCGUCGCAAUCCCAAAUGCGAUCGGGAAGUGGUGCUUUACGGUUAUGUGCGAGGAGUUCCUCUUAAACAAGAGCACAUGGUGCACAUAGCGGGGCUCGGCGAUGCACGCAUCGACGAGUUGAGUGUCAUAUCCGAUCCUUGCCCUCUUCCGGGGACUGAGAAGAAACGCAGCCUGCUUGAAAAGGAGCGUCUGCUAUAUGCACCCAUGUCCGGUGUAGGUGGCAUUGUCUACGACAAGGAUGCCGUUUAUAUUGAACUGCAGGGCUCUCAUUCCCAUAAAGAGAAAAGCGCCGAUGCAACGGAACAGGAGGAAUUGGUGAAUAAAUUGAUAGAUAAAAAGGCUACCAUCGAUGAGCAAAUGGAGCAACAAGAGUUUCGACUCUUCUCCGAUGGUGCGCCCAUUAAAUCAAAGGACUUUAAAAGCGACGAUGAGGCAGAAAAUAGUGAGGAUGAGGAUGAUGGAAAUGAUUCUGGACUUGAUGCUGCCGAAUCCAGCGACGAAGAGGGCGAUGAAUUUGAUGCCGAUGAUUGGCGCAAUGAAAACAGCGAUCGAGAAUCGGAUGAGGAUGAGGGUGAAACAUCGGGAGAUGAAGAAUAUCAGAGUUUAGCUAAUAUUAAGAGCGGUACCCAAAGCAGCGAUGAAAACUCUGACAACGGCGAUGACGAUGAGGCAAAUGAAGCACAAAUCCUAGCCAGUAACAUGAGCUGGAAAACUAACCUGGCGCAAAAGGCACGUGAUGCCUUCCUUCAAAGGCACUCCGAAUCGCGAAAUUUAAUGCGUUUGGUCUAUGGGGCUUAUAACCAAAGCGAACGCAACAAACAGCCAGAAGAGCAGCAGGAUAAGAACAACAGUGAUUCCGAGGAAGAGCUGGGAGGACUGUUUAAAGUAGCGACCAAGAAGCAAACUGAUUUGCAAAAGGAACGGGAUAUACGUGAUAAAGAUGAGAGCUGUUUCUUUGAUUAUCAUGGAGAUGCCUUACGCGACUGGCUGGCAGAUGGGAACAAGGAGUUAAUCAAGAACUGCUUUGUCACGGGCAAGUGGAAGGCCUCUGAGGACGCUGAAAAUUUGCUUAAACUGGAUGACAUGAGCGAUGCUGAUAGCGAGGUGUAUGGCGACUUUGAAGAUCUGGAGACGGGUGAGCAGCACAACGGAAAGCCAAAAGAUACUCAGCCAACUGAUGGUGACAGCAACAAUGGAGAAACUUCAGUUAGCGCUGGUGGUGAAGCGACAAAACGUAAAAUGACGCGAGUCGAGGAGGAAAAUCUUACCAAGGCCGAGCUAAUGGCCAAGAAACUCAAACUGAAAGCCAAAUUCGACGCCGAAUACGACAAUAAUGGUGAAAAAGGUGGAGAGGAUAGUGGGCGCAUCACCGGCGACCACUCCUACUAUGAAGAGCUCAAGGCGGAAGCCCAAAAACAGAGUGAACUGAACAAGAAUGAAUUCGCUCAUCUGGAUAACGAACUUCGCAUACAAAUCGAAGGCUACCGAGCCGGUCUUUAUGUGCGUCUUGGCUUCAAAACUCUCCCAGCCGAGUUUGUGGAGCAUUUUGAUGCUAGCUAUCCCGUGUUGGUGGGUGCCCUCAACAUGACUGAGGAGAAUGUUGGUUUUGUGAACUGCAAGGUGAAGAAACAUCGCUGGUAUAAGAAAAUUCUUAAGACUGGCGACCCUCUGAUCAUCUCAAUGGGUUGGCGACGCUUUCAGACUGUUCCCAUAUAUGCCAAGGUGGAAGAUAACUUUCGACAUCGCUACCUUAAAUACACGCCAAAUCAUGUCACCUGCAGCAUGACCUUCUGGGGACCAAUAACACCACAGAAUACCGGUUUCAUAGCACUGCAAACAGUACGACAAGAUCAGGAAGAGAUGAAGCGAUUGGGCUUUCGGAUCGCGGCGACUGGUUGUGUUACUGAGUUGGACAAAUCUUCGCAAAUUAUGAAGAAACUCAAGCUCGUCGGUCAUCCCUUUAAAAUCUACAAAAAGACGGCCUUUAUCAAAAACAUGUUUAAUACCUCACUAGAGGUCGCCAAGUUCGAGGGAGCUAAGAUAAAGACAGUGUCCGGUAUACGUGGGCAGAUCAAGAAAGCCCAUCAUACGCCCGAGGGAUCCUUUCGCGCUACGUUUGAGGAUAAGAUUUUGCUCAGUGACAUUGUUUUCUGCCGCACUUGGUUCCGAGUAGAUGUGCCGCGGUUCUAUGCCCCUGUAACGACAUUGCUGCUGGCACCAGAACAGAAAACCGAAUGGCAAGGCAUGAAGACCCUAGGUCAACUAAAACGGGAGCGUGCGAUAAAGAACGAAGCCCAGCUAGACAGCAUGUACACGGAUAUUGUGCGCAAACCCAAGAUAUUCCGGCCAUUGGUGAUACCAAAGGCACUGCAACGAGCUCUGCCCUACAAACACAAACCAAAACUCGGUCCUCUAGAUCCGCAGCAGACCGAGAAACGUGUGGCCGUUGUGAACUCACCAUACGAACAGAAAGUCUCCAAGAUGAUGAAGAUGAUAACAACAAACUAUAGAGACAAACGCAAUCGGGAGCGCAAUGAGACGAAACAGCGAUUAAAGCAGUUCCACGCCAAGAAGCGUGCCGAGGAGGCAUCAAAGUUAAAGCGUCAGAAAGAACUUCGCAAAAAAGUAUCGCGCGCCAUGAGUAAGAUGAGAAACAAGAACAACAAUGCAUAAUAUUUUAUAAUUGCAUGUAAUUUGUACUAUAAAAUAGAACGUUCAAUAAAUUUGUUGACGCUUUGUAAAUUAUGCUCUCAAA